AUGUCCGUCCUGGUAGCAGCUCCCGUGGCGCUGCUGGCACAGGGCUACAACGCCAUCUUCUUGGACGACAUCGACAGCGACACCCUCCAAGGCACCUUCAACAUCCCCAUCGAAGGUCCCCAUCGGAACAAGAUCAACUACACCUUAAACAAGUAUGAUCUCGUCGUCAUGGAUGAGGCCUCCAUGAUCUCUCCACGAAUCUUCCAAACCACGGCAUCCACAUUUAAUCAUCUAAACACACAUCCCGUCGUGCUACUAGCAGGCGAUGAAUGCAAACAACAGCCUUUGCAGACCAUAGACGGACGCAUCACCUCCACAACGUCAAUUAUCAAUGAUCACGUUUCCAUCCUCUAA
Molecule: messenger RNA, 354 nt
Organism: Porites lobata
Lineage: Eukaryota; Metazoa; Cnidaria; Anthozoa; Scleractinia; Poritidae
Source: the annotation of a GenBank genome assembly